AUGCUUGGAUUGGUACUUUCUUCCGCCAGCGUGUUUGGUGGUUCCGCCGCGCUUGCAGCCGAUCCCGCGCAAUAUGAUGGUUUUGCGGAAUAUGCUAAGGAGAAUAAAAUGGAGCAAUCUGAUGUUGGAUGCUUUGUGCAGAAAUGUGGGGAUCAAACAAAGGCGCUGUUCUCCAACCCACGAGGGAUCAAAGGUGUCACUUGCCUCGGACGAUGCAAGGGUGAACAAGCAUGUGCGACCAGGUGUUUUGCCGAAUACGGUAGUGAAGAUCUAAACAAUUGGCUCUCUUGUACUAUUGAAGAAAACGAAUGCGUCAAGGUACCAAAGAAUGUGGAUAACUCGGCGGAGAACGUUGGCUACACGGCGGUAGUCCGAAAGUUUGAUCCUAAAUCACUGGUUGGCACAUGGUAUAAAACUGAUGGAUUGAAUCCCAACUACGAUAAGUUUGACUGCCAAACGAAUACAUUUACAUCUUCGGCGCCUGAUUCCUCGGAACUAGAUAUGGGCAUUUUCUUUAGAGUUCAAAGACCUGAGGAAGCUGGAGGUGGUUUCUGGGAGAAUUCUCUCACUGAGCACAUGGUGGUUGAUUCGUUACUCUCCGAUGCUUCACCUGCUGAAAGGACGAUGCAUACGGAGGGGAAAAUGUAUGGGCUUCAGUUUGAUGAGAAUUGGUAUAUUAUAGGUGAAUCGGAUGGCAAAGGCGAGGUCCCUCCCUUUGUUUUGGUAGCUUACAAGGGUCACACCUUGCAAGGAAACUAUGAAGGUUCAUUUGUCUACUCUAAGGAGCCCAAGCUCCCAGAAGCAGCAAUCCCCGCAGUUAGAGAGGCUGCUAACAAGGCUGGUUUGAAUUGGGACGAUUACUUUCGCAUUGACAACACAUGUCCCGUCGGCGAGCCUCUGAAUGACUCAAAAGCAGGCACUGGAACUUCGACAACCGACUGGAUAGACUUGGUCGUUGGUGAGGGUGGUGUAAUUGAUUGGAUUUCGCCGGGAUGGAGAGGCGAGUACAAGAAAUAA
Molecule: messenger RNA, 1017 nt
Organism: Cylindrotheca closterium
Lineage: Eukaryota; Bacillariophyta; Bacillariophyceae; Bacillariales; Bacillariaceae
Source: the annotation of a GenBank genome assembly